Molecule: messenger RNA, 447 nt
Organism: Verticillium alfalfae VaMs.102
Lineage: Eukaryota; Fungi; Ascomycota; Sordariomycetes; Glomerellales; Plectosphaerellaceae
Exons: 2
Coding region: 1-447 (148 amino acids)
Source: RefSeq, a predicted model, not a curated record
AUGUUCCGAGUGCUCGAGCGCCCCUCAUUCUCGGCCGCCCAGAAUGCUCUCUUCCCCAUCUACUUCGCCCUGCAGACGGCCCUCCCCGCCAUCCUCGCCCUGACCUACCCCGGGAGCAGCAACCCCCUCGGCGUUGCCUCUGGCCUCGGCGGCCUUCUCGACGAAUCAAACUUCCGCGGCACCCUGCUGCCCAUUGCCACGAUGUUCGUCACCGGCGCCGUCAACCUGCUGGUGGUCCUGCCCGCGACGCAGAAGAUCAUAGCGGCCCGCUACGCCCAAGAGAAGAAGGACGGCAAGAAGAGCUACGAUGCGGCGCCCCACUCGCAGGAGAUGCAGGCGCUGAACAAGCGCUUUGGCAAGAUGCACGGCAUCUCGUCGCUGCUGAACCUGGGCACGUUCAUCGCGACGAUCGCCUACGGGUUCACACUGGGAUCGCGCCUCUCGUAG